AUCAAAAGAAAAAAAUGUUUUAAUUCCAAAUGAUUCAGUUUCAGUUUCUUCUGAACUUUUUUAAUUUGACUUCACAAAACCCUUAAAGAGAGAGAGAAGACAGUGAGAGACUCGAAUGAUCGAGGUACUACUACGACAAUGACGAGGAAACCACAGCCGCAGAUUCAGCCUCCGUCGUCACGUCGCGGCGGCGUCGUUUGGCUUGGAUGGAAGCUCGUUAUCGUUUUCUCCGCCGCGCUUUGCCUUUUCGCUCUCUUAAGGAUCCAAAUACAUUCCGUCUCGACAUUGCCGCUCUCCGUCGCGAGAUCUCGUACCACCACCAUCACCACCCCGCUCCGUGAAUACUCCGGCGAUCUUCGUCCCAAGCUCGCUUUCCUUUUCUUAGCUCGCCGUGAUCUCCCUCUUGAUUUUAUGUGGGAUAGUUUCUUCAAGGGUGUGGAUCAUGCUAAUUUCUCAAUCUAUGUACAUUCGUUACCUGGUUUCGUGUUUAAUGAAGACACUACGCGAUCUAAGUAUUUCUAUAAUCGCCAAUUGAACAAUAGCAUUAAGGUAGUAUGGGGAGAAUCAAGCAUGAUUGCAGCUGAAAGAUUGUUGUUUGCUUCUGCUUUAGAGGAUCAGUCAAAUCAAAGAUUUGUUCUUCUCUCUGACAGAUGUGCUCCGUUAUAUGACUUUGGCUAUAUAUAUAGAUAUCUUAUCUCUUCGCCGAGGAGUUUUGUGGAUAGUUUUCUUCAUACUAAAGAGACACGGUACAGUGUGAAAAUGUCUCCUGUCAUACCUGAAGAGAAAUGGCGAAAAGGAUCCCAGUGGAUAGCUUUGAUCAGAAGUCAUGCAGAGGUCAUUGUAAAUGAUGGUAUUGUAUUCCCGGUUUUUAAGAAAUUCUGCAAGAGAUGUCCACCAUUAGGUACCAAUGAGGCAUUGUUGUUUCUUAAACAGAAACGGCGCAACUGCAUCCCCGAUGAACACUAUGUGCAAACAUUGCUUACGAUGCAAGGACUAGAGAGUGAAAUGGAACGACGAACGGUGACAUAUACUGUAUGGAACGUUUCGGCUACAAAAUAUGAAGCCAAAUCUUGGCAUCCCGUCACUUUCACAUUUGAAAACUCUGGCCCUGAGGAAAUUAAAGAAAUAAAGAAAAUAGACCAUGUCUAUUAUGAGUCUGAAUCUCGAACUGAAUGGUGUAAGGCGGAUUCAAGACCAGUCCCGUGCUUUCUUUUUGCAAGGAAGUUCACGAAUGAAGCUGCUAUGCGCAUUAUGAGGGAAGGGCUAAUAGGAACAUCAACAAACAUAACCUUAUUAUAACUCUUUAACAGUGUAAGCAAGUUGUAAUAACCUAUCAUGUUAGGUCAAGCAACAGAGAGUAUACAUAGAGUAGGGCAUAGCAUUGAUUUAUAGAAAUCCCUCAUGAGUCUUACUUGAUUGAUUUUAUAUAUGACGCUUAGAAGAAACCAACUCAAAGAAUUUUCUUUUACUUUGGAAUCUUGUUUGGGUGUUAAUUUUUUCCCGAAGAAACUGGCUUCAAUUAAUAUAUAAUACGUUACGUUUAGCAA
This is a messenger RNA of Camelina sativa (false flax), 1547 nucleotides long. RefSeq names its product glycosyltransferase BC10. Gene Ontology annotation, cellular component: membrane. The record is from RefSeq and is a predicted model, not a curated record. NCBI's taxonomy places the organism in Eukaryota, Viridiplantae, Streptophyta, Magnoliopsida, Brassicales, Brassicaceae. Gene Ontology annotation, molecular function: glycosyltransferase activity.